Messenger RNA from Haemonchus placei, 282 nucleotides. The record is from the annotation of a GenBank genome assembly. Lineage: Eukaryota; Metazoa; Nematoda; Chromadorea; Rhabditida; Trichostrongylidae.
AUGGUAGGAGUCAAUAAUUUCGCUACGCCCCUUGUAUUCGCUGUGAAGCCGCUGUUGUUACCUCGUGAGCAUGAGUCCUAUGGUUUGUCGACGACAAUAGGUGGUUGGUUUGGUGACGGAUUGCUACUGCAGUUGACGCAACGCGAUAAGGAGCUCAUAAGGGAAGGAGCAGACAGACCAUUAGACCUGCCGUAUAAACGCUAUGAUCUUCGCCCAUGUAAUGACUGGGAUGUGUUGGUGAUAUGUAAUGUUGGGUCUGAGGGGAUUGUCAACAACUUAUGA